ACCCAUAAUUCUCUCGGCGUGACGUCCUAACAAAGCGUCGCUGCACGUUGAUUCACGGGAAAGGUUCAGCCAGUGUGAAUCAGCCGCAUUUCACUGUGAUUAGACACACCAGAAACCAAAAAAGAUGGCAGACACUCAGGAAGCGUCUCCUCUGGAGAAGAAGGUGGCAGAACAGAUUGAGUACUAUUUCGGUGACCACAAUCUUCCUCGGGACAAGUUUCUAAAGGAGCAGCUACAGGUAGACGAUGGCUGGGUCACUAUAGAGACCAUGCUCAAAUUUAAUAGGCUGAAAAGUCUCACAUCAGACGUGGCCGUCAUUGUCGAGUCGCUACAGAAAUCUCAAACCGGUCUUAUGGAGAUCAGCGAGGACAAAACCAAAAUAAGACGAAAUCCCAACAAACCUCUUCCAGAGAACAAUGAGGAAUACAGAGACGCUCUCAAACACAAAUCCAUCUACAUGAAAGGUUUUCCCCUCGACAUUUCGCUGGAUGAGGUAAAAGAGUGGCUUUCUGAUAAAGGAGCAGUUGAGAACAUCCACAUGAGAAAAGGACCACAAAAGACUUUUAAAGGCUCAAUUUUUGCGGUUCUGGAAUCUGAAGAUGCUGCCAAGGCUUUUGUUGAGCGCGCUGAUGUGAAAGAAUUCAAAGGAAAUGAGAUGAUUGUUAUGAUGAAAGAGGACUACUUUUCUAAAAAGAUGGCCGAGCGGAAGCAGAACCGUGUGGAGGCGAAGGCCAAAGCCAAAACUGAUAAGGAGGUCAAGCAGAAGCAAGCCGAGGAGGAAGAGCUGAAAUCCCUAAAUGACCAGAGAGGCUGUCUGCUAAAGUUUUCUGGUGAAUUGGAUCAAACAUCAAGAGAAGAUUUUCACAAGGUCUUCUCAGAUCAUGCUCAGAUUAAAUGGAUUGAUUUCACCAGAGGAGCUAAAGAGGGCACAAUCCUAUUCCACUCAAACGCCAAAGAAGCUUUGGAAAAAGCCCGCGAGGCUCAGGGAGGCGAGGAUCUCAAGGUUAAAGAUCAAGUCGUUCAUUGGGAAGUGCUUGAGGGAGACACAGAAAUGGAGACGUUGAAGAAGAUCAUUGAAGAUCAGCAGGAUACCAUGAACAAACGCAAAGGAGGAAGAGGAGGUCACAGGGGUCGUGGAAGAGGGAGAGGAGGCCGCAGAGACCGAGGAGGAAGAGAACAGACACAGUUCCAGGGAAAGAAGACCAAGUUUGAGAGUGAUGAUGAGGCAGAUGAAGAACAAGCCAGUCCAAAGAAGAGGCCGCUUGAGUCUAACGGGCAAGACAAUGAAGCGCCAGCUGCCAAACAAGCUAAAAGUGAAAACAGUUCUUAAGGGCGAAGACACGUGGCCUUACUUUUGUACAGUAGAAAUUUCCUUAAAGAAGUCCAGAAGAUGCACUCAGACUGCUACACGACAGCCGGACCUUCUAAAAUUCCCCAUGAUAAAGCUUCAUAGACCACAUUCAUAUGGAAAUCUUUUUAUUUUCUUAAGAAAGCAUGCAUGUUAGGUUCUAUUUAUUUGCUGUACACGCAUAUAUAGUUACCAAAAAACCUUUACGAUUUCUGCAAACCUUUCAAUGUCCAGAUUUCAUGUCCGUUCUUUCUCAACCGUUUGCUGAAAGCGACACACGUGAGUUUAGGUUUCAUUGAAUCCAGUACUGUAUCAUUUUAUAAGGCCUGCAUGAGAUCUUAAGGAAACAUCUUUUGCUAAUUUUUAGUGAUCUGCUGAAAGAUAAAGCUUUUUCUAUGAGUGAAUAAUGUUAUUAUAAAUUUGUUUUGUAGUUGAACUACUAAAUAAUUCAACAAAUAAUCUUGUUUUUCCUAUAUGUUGCUUAAAAGUCUGCAUUAAGUGGUUACAUGGGCGUGUAGAUCUGGGCUCUUAUUAUGAAAUGUUUCUUUUGGAAGUUUUUUUUAAUCGACUUUUCGUUAAAUCUCACAGCAGCCAUUAAGCAAUACACAUGUCUCUUAAUCUUAAGUGUUGUUUUAGAUGCUAUGUUUCAGAAAUAACCAAUUCAGGGUUUCAACAAGCACUCUUUUUUUCUGUAAAGAAGAAAUAUUACAUUUGAAUUUCAAUAAAGGGUCUGAACGUUGAA
Messenger RNA from Paramisgurnus dabryanus, 2090 nucleotides. RefSeq names its product small RNA binding exonuclease protection factor La (gene ssb). Lineage: Eukaryota; Metazoa; Chordata; Actinopteri; Cypriniformes; Cobitidae. The record is from RefSeq and is a predicted model, not a curated record. Gene Ontology annotation, molecular function: mRNA binding. Gene Ontology annotation, cellular component: cytoplasmic stress granule; nucleus; cytosol. Gene Ontology annotation, biological process: tRNA processing; positive regulation of translation.